AUGCUGGUGGGGCGAUUCAAGCAGAAUCGAAAAUCCAGGAAGCAACUGACAAAGCUCCGCACACAGCUACUGCGUCAAGCCAUUCUUAAUAAUUACAUGUGUAAGGUAAAUCCUCCCAAAACAUGGAACAAAAAGAGGGUGAUACGGGAGGCGAAGAAGAAGGAGAAGGAGAUACAUCAUUUGGUGGAGGAGAAUCAUUAUGAUGAGCUAGAAGAUGAUUGGUUUCAGGUAGUGGGAAAUGUAGCUGGAGAGGUAGAGAUAGAGGAAGAAAAAGUGAACGCGGAAAAGGCGGAUAUGUAUGAAGAGGAAGAGGUGGAGGACACAUUAGAGGAAAAGGUAGAGGAAGAAGAAGUGGAAGAGGUAGAGGAAGGAGAAAUGGAAUAUCAAGUGGAAGAAGAAGAUGAUGAUCUCCAGCAGGAGAAGGUGGAGAAUACACAGGUGGUGGAUGAGGUCGAAACGGAGGAAAUAAAAGAGAAGGAAAGUGAGAAGGUGAAAAUGGAAGCACUUACAGGAGACAAAGAGACAGAUGAGUACUGUUACUUACAGGAAGACAUCAACACUAGAGAACAGAAUUUAGAGACUGAUGAAGACCUGAUAAGUUUGACCCCUGUUAGAAUAUGCCAGGACAAGAACUGUAGCUGUUCCACUUUAUGGUCUUCUAACGAAUUACCCAAUAGUUAUCAACAGUAUUAUUACGAAAACUGGCACAGCAGUGCUUUUCCUGAAAAACAAGUGUUCACCGAUCUGGCAGAGUGCAUGUCUUCGCCCGUACCUACUGAUGGUGAAGACUUUAGGUAUUACACGUAUCUAGAGUCAGAGGACGAAGAGAUGUUAGAAAAGUCAUGGAACGAAUGUUUUGAAACUCAAGAAUCUCAUCUAGGGCAAGAUGCGGUAGAGGCAAACAUGUCUACUGGAUCAGUUACGGAUAAUGAAGGUGUGAGUAUUCCGACUAGAAAUGAGUUCGAGGAUUUGUCAAUCACAUUAACGACAAGAUCUUGCAGAAAAGAGGAAGAGGGGAUAUGCAGCAUGAGCAGUUGA
Messenger RNA from Schistocerca piceifrons (Central American locust), 1038 nucleotides. Its product is annotated as cilia- and flagella-associated protein 53-like. The coding region runs from base 1 to 1038 and encodes 345 amino acids. NCBI's taxonomy places the organism in Eukaryota, Metazoa, Arthropoda, Insecta, Orthoptera, Acrididae. The record is from RefSeq and is a predicted model, not a curated record. The transcript has a single exon.